This is a messenger RNA of Folsomia candida, 2419 nucleotides long. RefSeq lists its product as uncharacterized. Bases 651 to 2231 code for a protein of 526 amino acids. Gene Ontology annotation, molecular function: protein dimerization activity; RNA polymerase II cis-regulatory region sequence-specific DNA binding; DNA-binding transcription factor activity, RNA polymerase II-specific. The transcript has 3 exons. Gene Ontology annotation, cellular component: nucleus. NCBI's taxonomy places the organism in Eukaryota, Metazoa, Arthropoda, Collembola, Entomobryomorpha, Isotomidae. The record is from RefSeq and is a predicted model, not a curated record. Gene Ontology annotation, biological process: mesoderm formation; regulation of transcription by RNA polymerase II.
CCUCAUCCCUUAAUACAUAUGUAGGCACACCAGGAUCUGUUGUGGCUUACCAACAACUGGCCAUGAUUAGCAUAACACCUGUGUCAUUAUUAUUCCGUUUGAGGGGAAUGUUAGUACUAAUCAGUCUCGUCUUCAUUAAAUUUCCAGCGUGUCCCUCCUCGCCCAUCAGAAUUUAUUUGUACACCGCAUAUGCAUACAUACGUGCCGCUUAUUGAUCGUAUCUCGAUUUAGGAUCAUCUUUUAUAAUUAUUCCCAUCCAGCAGUGAUAUUGGGAAAAUUAUAAGAUACGUUUGGCAAAGUACCGCUUCUCGACAGUUUUUUUAUUGUCAGUCAUUCGUAUGGAUUAUGACACAUUGGUUAGUUGAAUUAAAUGCUGUUCUAAACGCUGCCUGUUUGGAUAAUGUCAUGCCCAACUUAAUACGACAAUACAUACGAUGCAACCCAUAAAGCUACAUUAUGUACAUCGAGUCCAGAUGUCAUUUGAACGUCGUUACACUUCUCCAGUAUAACUUAUGUAGGUAUUGCAUAUGAGAUGAAUAUUUAUCGCGUAGUUGUCCUAUUGCUACAAACCUGGUUAAUAUAGUCAACGGCUAAAAAUAUUUAACACCAGGGCACAGAGAAUACAAACUUUAAAGUAACCGGAUGCUUCCAUGGCGGACGGAUCUCACGGACUUGGUCGCAGUGGUGUAGGAGUGGUAGAAAACAACUCAGAAGAAAUAGUACCUACGACUAGUCAGACCAAGAUCAGGGUCACUGCAAUAGGAGGAGAACAUGGGAGAAAUCCGAGAAACAUAAUAAAAUUGUACCAAGCUGCACCAGCUAUUCUUCAAGACCAACAAUGUGAAGAUAGAACCGAGACAAAGGAGACAGAUGCAAAAUUAUAUUCUGCUGAUCAUGAAGAAGGUGGAAUACAAGUCAAAGUAAUUACAGAACAACCAAACAAAGAAAUUCAUCAAAGUGAAUCCGAUCAAAUUGAAGCCGACAAAGUUCCAGAAAUUACUCUGCAAUUUUUAAACCCUGUUGACAAUAAUAAAUCUGCGAAUGAAGAAUACACCACUCCUGCAUCCUCUGGACUGGUCCUAAAAUUUUCUGAGAACGAACAAAAUGAGAAUACCGAGUCUCAUGAAUUUGCACAAACGAUGCCUCUAAACUUGGACAUGCAUGUUCAUAUCAUGCAAGAUUCUGGUGGUGAAAGUUUUGUCGAGAAACAUAAUGAAUCUCUUAUUUACAACAACAACCCUGAAGAAGGACUCAUUAGUAAUGAUAAAUCUGCAAAUGAUCAAUGCUUCACUAUUCGAGGUCUUGGAGAAGAGUUCCUCUAUUUGCCACCGGCUAACCAAAAUAGUGACCACCAUCAACUUCAACAUCAUCAUCAUCAUAAUCAUCAUCCCUCGUCAAUAACUUUUCACCAACUGCCCCCACAAAUGCGACAAGGAGAACAUCAUCAUCGACUAACGGAACUGGGAGUGACGCCGGCAGAAAUGUACUAUGACGGGCUAGGCUAUGGGUCCAUUCCUAUUGAGAGGGUGCCAAACCCCCGACACUGGAGAGAAAGUCCGACCAACUCUCUCGCUCAGUCGGAGAAAGAUUUCUCUUGUGGUUUUACAGAUUAUAAGAAAUCGGCUUGUGACAGGGAGCGUACAAGAAUGAGGGACAUGAAUAGAGCUUUCGACAGCUUGCGAGCACGCCUACCAUAUGCAAAACCACCGGGGAAGAAAUUAUCAAAGAUUGAAUCUCUCAAAUUUGCAAUUCGACACAUCCGAUAUUUGCAAAGUCUGUUGGAGAGUCCGAGUCCUCCAAACUUUGACCCUCACGUUAUGGGAGGUCCGCUUGGACAUCCAGGAGGAGGCUAUUACUUUUCUGGGGGACGACAGUAUCAAAUACCAAGUCCUCGAAUGGGAAUGUUUCAUCAGCAACAAAUUCCAGUCCAGUACUGUCCAUUUCCAAAUUCCUACUUUUGUGCAACCCCUCCAACUACCGGAAUGCAGCAAGGACAGUUUCCUGGAGUUCAGCAACACCAACACCAAAUAGUAGAGUCAAGCCAAGGAUUGCCACCAGGAAUAGGAGGAAGUACUGGAGAAUUACCUGCUUUUGCCACCACUUAUUCCACCGUUGCUAAUGUGGCGUCCCCGUACGGGUCUCCUCAAUUGAAACUGACUGAGGAUGGCGAAAUUUCUCAGGGCGAACCAUCUAUGGAAGCCCCCACAUAUUUUAAUCUCAACAAUCCUUAAUAUCCUUAUGUAUGUGUACUAUACUAACACAAGUUACGAAACAUGUAUUCACUAUUUCAUAGAUACAUAUUUACUAGUCAGUCAUUGUAUUAAUUAUGUAAGAUUGCGUCACAUCUCAGUACAUUCAUUCUGUUCUAGUCGGUUCAUAAAUACCUGAUAUGAAAUAUAUUCGUACGCUAUGAUUUUAA